AUGUUCUUUCGUCGUCAUGUUGUCAGAACAGUACCAUUGAGACCGUGCACGGGUGGCGAGAGUUGCUAUAACUUAAUUCCGACAGUCCAUGAAUGUCAGUGUUGUCGAUUCCAAAAGUGUAUUCAAACUGGAAUGACAAUUCUGACUUUACUUCAGAAAACUGAUUUUCACAAAACAAUUCAAACGUUAUCAGAGUGGAAUUAUAAUCGUAACAUCACAAUUUUUAACUGCUACCCUACUGACAUCGACCUCAAUGUUUCUACUAUAAUAUCAGGCCCAGUACGGUACACCCCAAGAGCUCCGUAUCUGGACUUUCAAUCUUGGACCUAUACAUCUACAGUAACUACUAUCGAUUUCAUGAGAAAGUUUCCAUUUCUGUACUUUUCAAAACUGCAAGAUCAAGAAAAUCUGAUCAAGGCAUAUUUUGUGAAGGUUGGAAGUUUGUGUGCAGCUUUUCGUGCUUAUUCGGAGGGAAAUGGCUUCUUGACAUUCCCAGAUGGGUCUGAUGUUUUACCUCCUGGUGUGAUGAGUCCCGAUCUGGAAGAUUUGGAGAAUCGUAUUCGAUGUAGAUUGGUGGGACAGUUAAUAGAAUUACAGAUAACAAUGGAAGAGUUUUUGUUUAUGUUGGUUAUCUUGAUCACCAAUCCAGCAAUCCCCAACCUAUCUGAAACUGGCCGUAUACUCUCUUCUUCCUACCGUAACCUCUACACCUCUGCAUUAUUCGAGUAUUGUAUGCUCACUCAUCAAAAGUAUGGACCAACCAGAUUGACUGAUCUUCUAUCUUUAUCUCAUGUCAUUUCGAAACAUUAUGAAGAUCUGAAUCAGUAUUUCGUGCUACUUCAGUUGAACAACACUGUUUUCCAGAUUAAAUAUAUUGUCAGAGAAGGGUUGGAUUUGCUGUAA
Molecule: messenger RNA, 903 nt
Organism: Caenorhabditis remanei
Lineage: Eukaryota; Metazoa; Nematoda; Chromadorea; Rhabditida; Rhabditidae
Exons: 3
Coding region: 1-903 (300 amino acids)
Biological process (GO): regulation of DNA-templated transcription
Molecular function (GO): sequence-specific DNA binding; zinc ion binding; DNA-binding transcription factor activity
Source: RefSeq, a predicted model, not a curated record